Messenger RNA from Malania oleifera, 1052 nucleotides. Its product is annotated as auxin-binding protein T85. The transcript is spliced from 5 exons. Lineage: Eukaryota; Viridiplantae; Streptophyta; Magnoliopsida; Santalales; Ximeniaceae. The record is from RefSeq and is a predicted model, not a curated record. Gene Ontology annotation, molecular function: auxin binding. The coding region runs from base 162 to 725 and encodes 187 amino acids.
CCCAAACUUUUCCUAGCUCCAAAUUUUUAUUUUUUUUUUUUCCAUUCUUACCCCUGUAACCAAUGCGAAGACACCAAAUGUCAAAACCUCAUUGGUCAUGUAUACUCUAGACCAAUCGGACCGGAACCAACUCGCUCAAUCUAGAGGGUUUCACUGAGAAGAUGGCGAGCUCUGCUCUCAUUUUCCUCCUCUGUUCCUUUUUACUUUCUGCAACUAUCAAACCUUCUGGCGGUUCAAUCGCUGAAUUGCCCUUGGUGAGGAACAUUAGUGAGCUUCCACAGGAUAACCAUGGAAGACAAGGUUUGUCUCACAUUACAGUUGCAGGAUCAGUCUUGCAUGGGAUGAAUGAGGUUGAAGUAUGGCUUCAAACAUUUUCACCAGGUUCACACACACCAAUCCACAGGCACUCCUGUGAAGAAAUUUUCGUUGUCCUGAAGGGGGGUGGCACUCUCUAUCUUGCCUCUAAUUCACAUAAGUUCCCGGGGAAGCCACAGGAGUAUCCUAUCUAUACAAAUAGCACAUUUCAUAUCCCUCUUAACGAUGCUCACCAGGUUUGGAAUACUAAUGAACAUGAAGAUUUGCAAACGCUGGUCAUUAUAUCACGACCGCCAGUCAAAGUGUUUAUGUACAAGGACUGGUUCAUGCCCCACGCCGCAGCGAAACUGAAGUUCCCCUAUUAUUGGGACGAGCAAUGGCUUGAAACACCACCAAAGGAUGAGCUAUAAUAUUUGUUGAUAUAUCAGUGACUCAUGCAGACACAAUGUUGUUCAAAGAAAAAGAAAAGAAAAGCAGAGCAGGAGAGAUGCAUUUUGAGAUAUUAGGUCUUAAGAUAAGAAACUAAAACUACAGUAGCUUGCACCCUUUUCUUUUUUUUCCUCUCCUUGUGAAACCCAUUUAAACUUACUCUGCUGUAACAUGGCAAAAUUGGUCAUUUUCUAAUCCAGGACAAUUGCAAUAUUGUCACUAUUCUACAAACAAUGGAAUGAUAUGCUUCCAAAUGUAACUAUAGCAAUCUUCCUGGCUUGUUAUAUAUUCUCUCUUUUUUAAGAAAA